Messenger RNA from Saprolegnia diclina VS20, 2823 nucleotides. RefSeq lists its product as hypothetical. The transcript is spliced from 10 exons. Gene Ontology annotation, molecular function: 3'-tRNA processing endoribonuclease activity. Gene Ontology annotation, cellular component: mitochondrion. The coding region runs from base 135 to 2672 and encodes 845 amino acids. Gene Ontology annotation, biological process: mitochondrial tRNA 3'-end processing. Lineage: Eukaryota; Oomycota; Saprolegniomycetes; Saprolegniales; Saprolegniaceae. The record is from RefSeq and is a predicted model, not a curated record.
GACGCUGUGAUGAGGGCUGCCUACGAGUAAGAUUGUCAGUGCUUUCUGCUGGGUCCAGAAGCAUGUCGAGAUGGUAGCCAAUCAAGUCGCGCCUCCGGAUAAUCGGACACGACCAAGAAUAGCUGGCGCGAACGAUGGCGGCGCCGCUCUCGGUCUCGCUGAACGUCCUCGGCACGGGCUCUGACGGUACAGAAGGCUCGCUGGUCUUCAGCAUCACCAAGCAUGGCGUGUACAGUGAUGACGCCACGGUCGUCCGACGCUACAUGUUCAACUGCGGCGAAGGCACGCAGCGCUUGUGCGGCGAGACUGGCAUCAAGCUUGGCUCGCUCAACUCGAUGUUCCUGACGCGUCUCGAUCCCAUGAAUGCCGCGGGCAUCCCGGGCAUGAUCCUGGCGCUUGGCACGUGUGGCGCACCACGACUAGAUGUCGUCGGACCCCGGGGCACCCACCGAUACUUGACAUCGACCGCGUCGUUUGCGAAGCGGCAGUAUCCGUCGCUGCACUGCGCCGAGGUUGGCAGCAGCGAUGGCCCGACGGCCCCAUCCCACGUCGCGUUCAAAGAGCACACGCCGGAUACGCUCUUUGUGGAUGAUCCGUACGUGCGCGUCUUGCCGCUCGCCGCAUCGCUGGACCGUCUGCCGACUGCUAAGGGCACGUGCCGCCUCUGCCGCCACGCCCCGCCGCCACCCGCGCCCAAGCCAACCACAGCGCCAACUCCCAUUGCACGUGAUAUGCGCGUCUCGUCUGCCGAAACCAAGUUUCUCGAGUGGCUCACGGCCUUCUACGCCGCAAAGGACCCGUCCAAGGUCCCGUACAUCGCCGUGAUUGCCAACAAGUACAAGGGUCGCUACGACGAUCUGCGAUCGAUGCUCGAGGCCAAGUAUGGUGUCUUUGAGCUGCCCGCAUCCGAAAGCAGCAGCAGUAGCAGUGACGACGACGACGACGAAAGUACGGACAAGAACGAGGAAGAUGCAAAGACGGUAGCAUCCGACGACGAACAACCCGAGACGAUUGAAACGUGGCUGCGUGCAUUCUACUUGGUGCACAAUCCGGCCAUGAUUCCUCGCAUGGCGUCGGUCCUUCGAACGUACGAGGGCCGGGACGAGCACUUGAAGACCAUGCUACAGACAAAAUACGCAGCCAAACGUCCGGCGCCCGACACGAGCCACGAAUCCGAGUGCAAGAAGACCAAAACGACCGAGGCGGCACCGGAUCGCGCUGUGUUUGUGCCGCCUGCGCCAACCGAUGCCUCGCCGCCUGUCGACGACGUUCUUUUUUACAUUCUCGAGUUCAAGGGCGCGUUGCCGUCGGUCGUGUGGCUCGUCGACUUGCCGUCGGCGUCGUGGCUGCCGUUCCUUUCAUACCACUUUACCGCGUGCGCCGCGCACCGCCCGUCGCUUGUCGUGCACUUUACAAAGUCCUCGAUCGCCGUGCACCCGACAUAUACGCAGUGGGUCGAUGCGCACUCGGGCAGUGCGACGCGCCAUCUUCUGUUCGACGGCGCCGUCCUCUCUACGUACGACGCAGGUCGUCUAGGCUUUGCCUUUACCGCCUCGGCGCAGCACCGUCUCUCGCUAUUUGAGAAAGCGCCCGGCCUCUUCCCGCUGUCGCCUGCGUUUCGAUCAGUCGCCAACGCCGCGGAGACGCACUUGCAGCUCCGCGUCAAAGCGCCGUCGACGCCGGCGUCGUACAUCUUCACGGUCGCGCAACCUGGCAUGACAUACCUCCUCCGCGCCGCCAAGGCGCACCAAACCGUGGGGUUUUCGUAUGCGCCAAGCUCGUGGACGCUGCCAACGAGCGCGAUGGCCGUGCCGCCACCGCCGGCAGAUGGUCACACAAUCACAUUUCUCGGUACGGGCUCGGCCGCACCGUCCAAGCUGCGCAACAGCAGCGCCAUCUACCUCGAAUAUGCGCCGUACGCCGGCAUGCUCAUCGACUGCGGGGAAGGUACCUACGGGCAGCUGUGGCGGCAGUUUGGCACCGAAACGCGCGCCCGCAUCCGGGACCUCUCGUGCAUUUGGCUCUCGCACAAGCACGCCGACCACCACUGCGGGCUGGUUCGCGUUCUGUACGAGCGCAGCCUCUGCAACGCCCGUGCCCCGCUGCUCGUGAUCGCCCCCGAUGACAUUCUGCAGUACGUGACGCAGUGGCGGCAGGCGUGGGCGGCCCCCCACAAUGUGCACUUUGUGUCGAUCACUGCGUUCAACCAGCACGGCCACCCAUCCCGCCUCUCGUUUCUGCAACGCACGGGGUUCCGGGACCUCUAUAGCGUACCCGUCCAGCACUGCUACGACGCGUACGGGCUCAUUCUCGUGCUCGCAGACGGCACCAAACUCGUCUACUCGGGCGACACGCGCCCGUGCGCGCGCCUCGUCUCGCAAGGCAUGCACGCCGACGUGCUCAUCCACGAAGCCACAUUUGAAGAUGCGAUGCUGGACGAUGCGGUCAAGAAGAAGCACUCGACGGUCGGCGAAGCCAUCCAAGUUGGCCACGAUAUGCGCGCCCGCACGACGCUGCUCACACAUUUUAGCCAGCGGUACCCGUCACUGCCGCCGCGAGCGUCGUCGGGUGUCGACGCCGCCGUCGGGUUUGCGUUUGAUGGCAUGCGGGUGUCGUUGUCGCAGCGCGGCCUCGCCGACCUUGCCGCCUUUAUGCGGUCGCUCGCUCCAUAAGAGAGCGACGACGAAAAGUCAUCCAAGUCGGUGAAAGAUACCUUUAGUGGAUUUUUCUUAUGGCGUGCGACACCGCUGCACAAAGACACGGCGAGGGAUUAGGGGGAUUUCCCCUUGUCUAAUGCUACUAUGCAACGAAGUGACUGCGCAC